Molecule: messenger RNA, 264 nt
Organism: Colletotrichum siamense
Lineage: Eukaryota; Fungi; Ascomycota; Sordariomycetes; Glomerellales; Glomerellaceae
Exons: 1
Coding region: 1-264 (87 amino acids)
Source: RefSeq, a predicted model, not a curated record
AUGGACACGGCGGAAGUGUCCGCCGGGCUCAGCACGGGAGCCCAGGCUGGCAUAGGCAUCGGGGUCGGCGUCGUGGUCAUCGCGCUCGCGACGACUGCGUAUGUUCGCCGGCGGAGGGCGAAGAGCAGGCGGAGCAACACCGUCGUUCGGAGGGACGAGGAGGAGGAGGGGGAUGAGUAUGCGGAGAUGGGGACUAUGAAGGGCGAGAGGCCGGUUAUUUGCGAGGGCGGGACGUGCAGCAAAGUGAGAAUGGUUGCGGCGUGA